Messenger RNA from Labrus bergylta (ballan wrasse), 2313 nucleotides. It is a transcript of the gene casp10, whose product is annotated as caspase 10, apoptosis-related cysteine peptidase. The record is from RefSeq and is a predicted model, not a curated record. Gene Ontology annotation, molecular function: protein binding; cysteine-type endopeptidase activity. Lineage: Eukaryota; Metazoa; Chordata; Actinopteri; Labriformes; Labridae. Gene Ontology annotation, biological process: proteolysis; regulation of apoptotic process.
GCAGGCCCUCUCUUACUUUCGAUUUACACUUCCUCCUUUGAGCACGUCAUUUGAAAGUAAGUGCGAAGUAUCUGCUAAGUUGGAGCUAUGAAAAAAAACAUUUGAUCGGAUGGUAAAGUAGUCUAAAAUCAUCUGAAACAAAUCGAGUAUGCUGAAGUGGACAACAUAGCCUAUAUCCAGUGCGGGUACACCAGCUGAAAACUGGUCUCAGAAAGAAAAAGAAAUGGACUUCCAGAAGCUCCAAUUGGAUGUAGGGAAGGCCCUGAGUCAGGAAGAGGUGAAAGCUUUAGCAUUUCUUUGCACUGACCUCCUGGGCCUAAAAGUGACCUCAGUGGGGUCGGCCAGUGACCUCUUCUCUCGCAUGGUGGAACAAGACCUCCUCUCUGCUGAGAAACCACACCUGCUGACCGAGCUUCUCCUCAUCAUUCAACGCACACGUCUGAUCCGAGACCUCAGGCUUACCGAAUCUACAACCAAGAACCUCAUCUCUUCAUACAGGAAGCUGCUCUACAACCUGUCUGAAGAUAUAACUGAUGCUAACUUGAAAGACAUAAAGUUCUUGUUGAAAGGACAGCUGUCUCGUAGACAACUAGAGGACAACGUGACUACUCUGGAGGUUUUCCUCGAGAUGGAGCACAAGGACCUCAUAAACGACACCAAUCUAAACUUACUGGAGAAGUUGCUUCAGACAUGCUGUCCUGUAUUGACUGAAGAGAUCAACAGGUACAAAGAACAGCAGGCAUCACUUCACAGCAGCCAUAUUGCUCAAGAAACAGGCCGACCCAGAUCUAUUUCUUGCCCUCCUGAGCCAAACCAGAACCAGUGCCUUCCAUUUUCCCAUCCUGAGAGGUGCAGGUCAACUGACUUUUCAGAUCCACCACCACUACCAGAGUCUACCAUGAGUCCUUCCAACACGUCUGUGGAUGAAUAUCUGUCCCUGUCACUGAGCAGAUUAAGCACUACAAGAAGCAGCUCCCCCUCCUCCAACGUGGGAAGUGAUGCUUCUGUAAUAUCGCCAUCUCAACUAAACGAGAACUCCUCUCAACAACAGACUGCUCAAACUACAAAUACAAACACAGAGGAUUUGGGAUCAUAUCCCAUGACUGCAGCGAAGAGAGGACUCUGUUUGAUAAUAAACAACAACAACUUCUCUGAAUCCAAACAACGCCUCCAGAUGCGAGAGGGGACCAUGGUGGAUGAAGAGCGCUUAACCAAAGUGUUCGAGUGGCUCGCCUUCCAUGUGGUGAUAGAGAGGGACUGUGAUCGAAAGAAGAUGCUGUGUCUGGUUCAGAACCUUGGCAAAGAAGACCACCAUGACGUGGACUGUCUGGUGUGCUGCGUGCUGAGCCACGGCGAGCAGGAUGGCGUGUACGGUGUGGACGGACUCACCGUAACUCUGAACGAGCUGAAGGAACCUUUCAAUGGGUCAAAGUGCCCCUCUUUGACAGAAAAACCCAAGCUGUUCUUCAUCCAGGCCUGUCAGGGCGUGAGCCGGCAGGAGCCCGUCUACAUCGAGUCUGAUGGCCAUGACUCCAUCCCAUCUGAAGCAGACUUCCUGCUGGCCAUGGCCACUGUGCCUUCUUAUGUGUCUUUCAGAGAGAGGUCAAAUGGCACAUGGUUCAUUCAGGCUUUGUGCCAAAACCUCAUCCAGAUGGUGCCAAAGGGACUCGACCUCAUGUCUAUCCUGACAAAGGUGAAUGCAGAUGUGAGCAGAAAGACUGACAACACUGGCCAGAAAAAGCAGAUGCCUCAACCUGCCUUUACACUUCGGAAGAAAGUGGUCUUUCCAAUCCCCAAAGCCCCUCCUCCCAGCCUCAAAAGUUUGAUCAACUCACACAACAAAUGAUUCUUUCAUGUUUUUGUAUUAUAUUCUCAGCUUUAAGUCUUCUGGGUAUUAUCUUUAACAAUAUUCAUAGCAAUAAAUCAGCCCGCUCAUGUGUUCAUAAAGAACUAUGAUAUUCUUAAAUCUUGGAAAACAUUUUAAACUGGACUCUAAAAUUAAGAUUAUUAUGUCACAAUUUUGUUUACAAUUUACAUGAAAUUAUGUGCACAAAAUGUUCACCAAAGGUCCAUAUAUCUCUCCAUUUAAAGCCGGAACAAUAUUAUUGAUUUUACACGAUUUUUAAUGAACUAUUUUAUAUAAGAUGUCUAUCAAAUUAGAUGUACUUUUUAAACUGUUAUGUUGUACAUAUAAGCCACAUUUUCAUGUUACCAUUACCAAGCAGGUUUACUCUAACACAUGUGAAUGUAUAUGUGUGUCCAUUGUCAAGACAAUAACAAACAAUAAAUGUAAGGCCUGCCAUUUUAAAAGUA